GGUGCUAGAGCUGCAGCAGCUCUCGCCUUUGUGGGUGUAGAGAGAGAAAAGAUGGCUCCCGUUCUGGAGAAACACCUCCCGGGUGCAGCCGGCUCGGGCGACAACAACAACGAAGACGAGGAAGGACAAAACCUGUGGUCCGCGAUAUUGAGUGAAGUGUCAACUCGGUCGAGCUCAAAGUUGCCAUCAGGAAAAAACAUCCUCGUAUUCGGUGAGGAUGGAUCCGGAAAAACAACGAUUAUGGCCAAACUUCAAGGAACUGAACACAACAAGAAGGGCAGGGGGCUGGAGUACCUUUACUUAAACGUCCACGAUGAAGACCGGGAUGACCUUACGCGUUGUAAUGUGUGGAUCCUGGAUGGGGACUUAUACCACAAAGGCCUUCUUAAGUUUGCCAUUACAGCUCAGUCGCUGCCCGAUUGCCUAGCUGUGUUUGUUGCGGACAUGUCACGGCCCUGGACCAUUAUGGAGUCAUUGCAGAAGUGGGCCAGUGUGCUUCGUGAUCAUUUGGACAAGCUCAAGAUUCCCCCAGAGACCAUGAGAGAAAUGGAGCAGAGCAUGGUAAAAGCUUUCCAAGAAUACGGGGAACCAGAAGAUGCCAACCCAUCCUCCCCACGACGAGCAACAUCAGGGGAAGAUGAGGACAUUGUCCUACCACUUGGAGAAAAUACACUCACACACAACCUGGGCAUUCCAGUCCUAAUAGUUUGCACUAAGUGUGAUGCAAUCAGCGUACUAGAGAAGGAGCAUGACUUCAGAGACGAGCACUUCGAUUUCAUCCAGUCCUACAUCCGGCGAUUUUGCUUACAGUACGGAGCUGGCUUGAUCUAUACUUCGGUCAAAGAGGAGAAGAACCUGGAUCUGCUUUACAAAUAUAUAGUGCACAAGAUGUAUGAGUUUCAGUUUGUCACACCCGCUUCAGUGGUAGAGAAGGAUGCAGUGUUCAUUCCAUCUGGAUGGGAUAAUGAAAAGAAAAUUGGGAUUUUGCAUGAGAACCUCACAACAGUCCGACCAGAAGAUCCAUUCGAAGACUUUAUCACAAAACCUCCCAUACGAAAGUUGGUUCAUGACAAAGAAAUAAAUGCAGAGGAUGAGCAAGUAUUCCUGAUGAAGCAGCAGUCUUUGUUAGCAAAACAACCAGCCACACCAACGAGAGGAGCAACAGAGUCUCCAGGAAGGACGGCUUCAGGCUCCCCCCGGCCUGCAGGCCGCGGCCAGCCCGCCGUAACCAGUGGAUCACCACUGGCUGCAGUCAAGAAGCCUGACCCCAACAUGAAAGCGGGAGCUGCAAAUGAGGGAGUGCUGGCCAACUUCUUCAACAGUCUGUUGAGUAAAAAGACUGGAUCGCCAGGAAGCCCAGGAAGCCCAGGAAGUGGAGCAGUUGGAGCUGGAGUUCAAGGGUCUGCCAAGAAAACAGGGCAGAAGCCGGGUUUGACUGAUGUCCAGGCUGAGUUGGACAGGAUGUCUCGAAAGCAAGACUCACCGGUUUCAGCUAACAACAUAUCGCCGACAGAGAACAAAGCGUGAAACAACAAAAACAGCUGCAUUGUCCACUGCGUUAAUACCCUGGAAAAAUAUAUGUACAUGUGAGCUUCAAAAAAAAAAAAAAAAAAAAAAAUUGACCAAAUUCCCAAGGCCUUUUAUCGGUCAGCACACAGUGGUUUCACCAAAUGAGUUGAAGACGCUGUCAAAUGUUUUGGUGAGAUGGGAAGAGAGACAUAUAGAUAGAUUGAGGUGUCAAUGAGAUUAAAAAUGCUGAAGGCUUGGUUUCAUUUCUGUCCUCUCUUCUACUGUAAAUGUUAUUUUGUGAGGGAUGUCAGUUUUGGGAAAUGUGUGCACACUCUGACAGUCAGCCGGAUUCACCGGGCUUCAGGCUAUCCAGUUUCUGGUCAAAGCACUCUCCUCCUGGAUUUCAGAAGUGGUUACUGGUCCUGUGGCCUGGUUUAUCUCAUGGAUAGAUUUGGUUGUGAUUGGAGAGUUAUUUAAACAUUAAUUGUUCAAAUAAAAUUUAAAUACUUGCAAACAUAUGUAGUAUGUAAAAAAAAAAAAAAAAAAAAAAAAUACAAAAACAACUGUUGGAUAUGAUACUGAUGUAUUUAUACAAAGCUCCUUUCUAUUUUAUUUUGUGCACCAUUUCUUGGUUUGAGAAAACCAUCUGUAAUAUGUUAAAAAGCCACUGACAUCAUGACACUAAUAAGACAUGUCCAGAUAGCUGACGACAGCAUAUCAUAUCAUUUGCCCUAGUCAUCUCGAAGGAUCCUGUAAAUAUAAAUAGAAGAAACCUUAUUCAGGAUAACUUGAUUUUUGUAUAAAAUGCAUUUCUGUCCAAAGUGUGAAAAUGUCUCCUUUGACUUAACGAGACUGGUUGGGGUCUGACAGGCUUAGAGGAUGCAUCAGAACCGCUUCUUUAGCUACAGGUGUGUAUAUUUGGGGAGGGGUUUGGGCAGCAUCUUUCCUACUAUAACUCCUAAGUGCCUCGCACAGUUAGCUGUUUGUGUCAUGGUAGAGGUGCUUGUCUACGUAAGAGAGGAAAUGCACUGUAGCACCACCAGUUAAUUUUUUUUUCUUCCCCUUUUGUCUUCAUCCAAAUAAUUUAUUUUGUUUUACAUUUUUUGUGUUAACGUACAUCAAGCCUGUGGUCUGUUAAUUUUCAGAAAUACGAUUCUGUGGCCUGAUUGAUAGUGUUGAAUAGAUUUAAUGCCUUCAUAAAAACUGCUGGCUGCUGUUAUCAAUAAGAAAUCAUACGAUGGACACCCCUCCCCCCCAAACCUUCUGUGCUUGAAAUCACUUAUUUGCAGCCAAAAUACAUAGUAGUUUGCUGUGGUCUGACUAAAUUAGACAUUGUAUUCUUCAGUGUUUGACAACACUUCCCUCCUUCAGUUCCACAUGUUUUAGUCAAACUGUACUCUGCAUGUCGGUUAAAACAUUCCCAGUUUCUACAUGAAGUAGCAUAGAAAAACAUCCCUGUAGGAAACCAGUUUGUCCAGUUGGUCUUUUUGUUACUUAACUGUCCAUCUAAAAUGACAACCUUUGCCUUCAGUGUACAGCUUACAGUUUGUCACACUCUGCACCCUGCCUUCACAGGAAUGCUCCUAACUUGUGUCUUUAAAGGGUUGCUUGAUUGUCUUGUUUUUUUCCUAAAUUGCAACAGUUAUACUGUACCAUAUCAAAUAAUGUUUAAUAUUUCUAGUUUAAGACCAUAAUCAACAGGAAUUAAGUGUGCACUGUCAUUCUUAACUCCAUAUGCAAGCCCGUACUUAAUGCUAUUGAUAGUGUAGAUUGUAGAAACUUUCACAGAAGUGAUGGCAAGUACGAAGUAAACAGCUAUUUGCUAUUCAAAUAGUAAAAAAGAAACAGACUGAUGUGAAUUGGAACACAAAACCAAAGAUACAUAUUACUCUUUUUUUUUUUUUUUUUUUUUUUUGUUUGGUUGGGUUUUAUAUUUUUCUUUUGUAGGAUUCCACAAGAUUAAUCAGAGGCUAUUAUUUUGUCCCAUUCUUGCAAUGCAGACCUUUUUAAUCCAAACAUCAGACCAGCCUUUACAAACUUUAGUUACACGUUUAUAUACUAAUUGAUUUACAAUGCAACCAACUUGUUUGCAUUUCAGCAGACGGAUGAAGUACCAUCAUUUCACUGCAGCGGGUUUAUAGUAACUUUUAUAAACAGGUUUAGACAUGCAUUUCCGACAGGGCUUAACUUAAUUUUUCAAAUACAGGUAUUUGCUCUGCAAGGAGAAAAAGACUCCACAUUCAUAUACAGUCCACACCAUGCAUUGUCAAAACAAAAAAAAAGGUUCUUAUUUGUUCUGUAUUUUCUUUCACUAAGAACUACGCCUUUUAUUUUUUACCUCCUUACUGGUUGGCAUGUGCACCUGAUGGCCUCAUGUCGAGGUGGAUGAAGCACAAUUUACAAGCAGCCAGAAGCAGUAGUGCCACCUGUUGAAAUGAGCACUUUUUUUUCUAGGCCGCACGGAUGUUUCCUUUUUCUAAAGUUAUAGAUACAGACUGCAUUCUUUCUUUUUUGCCUUGCCUUUUUUGAACGUUUAGUAAAGGGAAGAAAUGCACUGUUAAAUAUAUCUCUGCAUUCGGAUAAGUUAUUGACCCAUUUCUGCUGGUCAUAUAUAUCAGUCCACUAGUAGUCUCUGGCAAUACACUUUUCCUAAGGAUGUUAAAAAAAAAUCUUGAUGUAGGUACACAAUAUAAAUUAAAUAUUAGGCUUUUUUUAAUAAGUCCCCAUCAUGAGUAACCCCUAGUUUUGUGUUCACAUUCAGCAUGAUAUCAUUGUGAAAUUAUGGUUUUGCCUCUCUAAACAUACUGUUAAAUGUCAGACCACCCUGACUUGUGUUGAUUACACUUCCACACUCGCUGAAUUCAGCACUUAGCUGAGACAAAUGCUCCUAUGCUGCUUGGUGUCAGUGUUGCACUUGCUCUUUAAGAUUUUGAUCUUGCUCCCAUGAUUGAAUAAUGAACAGAUGUUAACUUUUGUACUCAAAUGUCACUCGAAAGAAUUUGCCUUUUCACAUCCUAACGUAAUUGCCUUCAACCACUAGUCCACAUCUAAAUGAGACUUUGAGCUUCUGCUUCCAGUCCUUUUGUAUUCAGGAUAUCGAGACAUUUUCAGAACAUGGCUGGCUGCAUUUUUGUGUCCUGGAUUAAUUCAGAAAUUUGAUUGUAUGUCAUUAACACAAGUCUAUAGCCUGUAAGCCACCAUGUUGUUUCUAGCUUCUUAUUAUGCAGACAAAGAUAAGGAAAAUGUUUAUCGGACCCCUGGCUUCAAUAAAACCAAGAAUCCAGA
This is a messenger RNA of Cololabis saira (Pacific saury), 4794 nucleotides long. RefSeq names its product dynein, cytoplasmic 1, light intermediate chain 2 (gene dync1li2). NCBI's taxonomy places the organism in Eukaryota, Metazoa, Chordata, Actinopteri, Beloniformes, Belonidae. The transcript is spliced from 13 exons. Gene Ontology annotation, cellular component: centrosome; cytoplasmic dynein complex. The coding region runs from base 52 to 1527 and encodes 491 amino acids. Gene Ontology annotation, molecular function: dynein heavy chain binding. The record is from RefSeq and is a predicted model, not a curated record. Gene Ontology annotation, biological process: microtubule cytoskeleton organization; microtubule-based movement.